AUGUUUUACAUUUCUCUCUUUCUCUCUCCUCUCUCGCUCCCCUCUCUCUCUCUCGCUCCCCUCUCUCUCUCUCGCUUCCCCUCUCUCUCCCUCUCCCCUCUCAUUCUCUCGCUCCCCUCCCUCUCUCUCUCUCGCUCCCCCCUCUCUCUCGCUCCCCUCUCUCUCUCGCUCCCCUCUCUCUCUCUCGCCCCCUCUCUCUCUCUCCUCCCCUCUCUCUCGCUCCCCCUCUCUCGCUCCCUCUCUCUCUCUCUCUCGCUCCCCUCUCUCUCUCUCUCUCGCUCCCCUCUCUCUCUCCCCCUCUCUCUUCGGCUAUUCAUUUUUCUUUUCAUCCCUUAUUUCAUUCUCCAUGGGACUUCUCUUUCUUUCUUUCUUUCUUUCUUUCUUUCUUUCUUUCUUUCGUUCUUUCUUUCGUUCUUUCUUUUUUCUGGUUCCCUUUUUCUUCAUCCAUUGAUUCAUUUUUUUUUCUUACACUCCAUCACUUUCCUUCAUUCGUCCCAUGUCUUUCUUUCACUUUUCUUUUGUCUUCCCGUAUUUAUUUCACAUCUUUUUUCACUUUCUUUGUCUACGACUCUUUCUUUCUUUCCCCCCCUCUUUCUUUCUUUCUUUCUUUCUUUCUUUCUUUCUUUCUUUCUGUCAACAAUUGUUUUUCUUCCGCUUUCUUUCUUUUUUUUCUUGUUCUACUGUACCUUUCUUUCUUUUUUUACUACUACUUACUUUCUCUCACACGUUCUCUCUCUAACGCUCUCUCUCACACUCUCUCUCACUCUCUCUCUCUCACACGCUCUCUCUCUCACGCUCUCUCUCCCAGACGCUCUCUCUGACUCACUCUCUCUCUCUCAUUGUCUUCUGCGAUUCCUUUUCUUUCUUUCAAAUUUCCUCAGCUUCUACAAUUUCUCGUUCCUACUUUCUUUGUAUUCAUGUUUAUUUCCCUUUCUUUUUCUUUAUUUUGCUUCUUUCUUUCUUUCUUUCUUUCUUUUUAUUUCUUUCUUUAUUCUCAUUUCUUUUUUUCUUUCUUUCUCUUUUUUACUUUUCCUUCUUUCUUUCUUUCUCUUUCUUUCUUUCUUUCUUUCUUUCUUUUUACUUUCCCUUCUUUUUUCUUUCAUUUCUUUCUUUCUUUCUUUCGAAUUUCUUCAGUUUCGACAAUUUCUCAUUCUUUCUUUGUAUUCAUGUCUUUUUCCUUUCUUUUACUUUAUUUUGCUACUUUCUUUCUUUCUCUUUAUUUCUUUCUUUAUUCUCAUUUCGAUUUUCUUUCUUCUCUUUUUUACUUUUCUUUCUUUCUUUUUUCUCUUUUUUACUUGUCUUUCUUUCUUUCAUUCUUCUCUUUUUUACUUUUCUUUCUUUCUUCCUUUCUUUUUUUCUUUCUUUCUUCAUCUUAUCUUCUUCUUUUCUCAUCCCUUUUCCUAUCCUCAUCCCCACCUCCACCUUCUUAACUCGUUCCUCCAUUUUGUACCCCUCUCUACGUUCUCGGUUCUUUCAACUGAUUCGCGUCACGUACACCGUUUGCAGGCAAUGAAUCCUUCAAUUGAGAAAAUUUGA
This is a messenger RNA of Acanthosepion pharaonis, 1536 nucleotides long. The record is from the annotation of a GenBank genome assembly. NCBI's taxonomy places the organism in Eukaryota, Metazoa, Mollusca, Cephalopoda, Sepiida, Sepiidae.